Molecule: messenger RNA, 1837 nt
Organism: Sander lucioperca (pikeperch)
Lineage: Eukaryota; Metazoa; Chordata; Actinopteri; Perciformes; Percidae
Gene: syngr2b
Product: synaptogyrin 2b
Exons: 4
Coding region: 158-904 (248 amino acids)
Cellular component (GO): neuromuscular junction; synaptic vesicle membrane
Source: RefSeq, a predicted model, not a curated record
CUCUGGGUGGCUCUCGUCUCGUCUUCGUUCGUUGGGUGUAGUAGCACAACAGGAGGUGGCAGCAGUUAAGUUAAGUGAAACUGGUAGGCUGUCCUGUCAGGUUGAUUCAAACCAAAUCACACGGUGAGCUCCAGAGGAUCUGCUGAACGGGAGAGACAUGGAGGAGACGGGCGGUGCAAGUGCGUACGGGGCUUCGCUCGCAGGAGGAGGCUUCGACUUCUACAGGUUUAUCCGACAACCGCAAACCAUCGUGCGGAUACUCAGCUGGAUAUUUGCCCUGGUGGUGUUUGCUACCAUCACAUCAGAGGGAUACGUCAACUCUGCCCACAGUGUCGAGGCAAAGUGCAUCUUUAACCAGAAUGACUCGGCAUGUCAUUACGCUAUUGGCAUCGGGGUGAUUGCCUUCCUGGCAUGUGUGGCCUUCCUGAUGUUGGACGUUUACUUGCCUUUUAUGAGCAGCGCACAGGAAAGGAAGUACGCUGUCAUGGCAGACCUGGGAUUCUCAGGGGCGUGGAGCUUCCUGUGGUUUGUGUGUUUCUGCCUGUUGGCCAGUCAGUGGGCUAAAACUCAUGAUGUCAAUGGUAUCCCAGAGGACGCUGCACGAGCCACUGUGGCCUUCUCAUUCUUCUCUAUCACCACUUGGGGAAUCCUUACCUACUUUGCCCUUGGCCGUUUUCGCCGCGGUGUUAGUGAAGUUUCCAUUCCAACCUACACAGAGGCGCCACCAGAUCACCACACCCCCUACCCUCCGACCUACGCCCCCACCUCCUACAACCCCACCACCUACACCCCUACCACUUACACAGCCUAUCCCAGCAGUGUGCCCGACAUGCACCAGCAGCCUCCCUUCACCCCAAACCCCCAGGUGCAAGGAGACGCCGGCUACCAGCCGCCCAGCUACUGAGACAAAGGGAGGUCGCAUGGACGAAGUGGUGUUCAAGAUCAUCUGUUGGUACACUGAUUGUAGUUGCACUGCACAGACCCAGAGCUGUAUCAUAUUGAUGUGGAUUUACAUUUGAUUGAUAUACUUUUCCAAGCGUCCGAUUUAAGAGCCUGAGCAGUGCAACUGCAAGUCAGAGAUGAGGGACACUGCUGUUUACGUCAAAUGGUCUGUGGUCAGAUUUUAAGACAUCACGCUGACUGUAAGGAUUAGCGCUGAUGAUUGGGUAAUCUGACCUUAGACCUGUGUGCAAAGAUGCAACUUUUUUUUUACCUCAAAUGGGCUGAUCCUGAAGGGGAGAGGUAGAUAGAAUGCACCCAGGAGGUCAAAGGUCACCGAAAUGUGACGUGAAGAAUACCUGUGAUGGCUCUAAUCAGAGUGGGAGAAGCCAACGCCUGAUGUGUUUGCCUCCUCGUUCCUCUCUGUUGGAACCUGAGUGUGCAUUUGUACAUAGAUUUCACUGCAAAGCUGCCAUUUUAAUGGUUGUAUGUGCCUGACUUUCUUUUCUUAUUUGGUUUAGUUUAUCUUGAGGACCUUUAAACAGUGUAAGAUGUAUUAAAUUAACAUGAUUUUGUGGGAGUAGAGUACAGUGGGAAAAGAUCACUAUAAAGCCAAAUGGCCCCCUUUGAUUUCGUUUUUUGAAAAAAACGUGGGUUCUGUACUGAUUAUGCAGUCACGUUUCUUAGCCAUAUAACCAUAAAAUCAUAAAAUCACCCCUGAAAGAAAGAUUUCCAAUCUUUGUGCUCCAGUAAAAUUGCUCCCGUGUUCGCCAUCCCGACUAGCUAUGUUUUUAAGACGACUCUAAUCAAAAUGUGUUGUUGAUGGUGACUUGAGAAACCAUAAAAACCCCUCCAUUACUUCCACUGUGACCAUGGCAGAUGUAAAACAUUUUCAAAA